AUGGAAACACAUAGCGAAUUAGAAACUCUAAAUGAUGAAUUAAAUGAACUUUAUGAAUUAGAAGAAGACCAGGAAGACAUAAAUAAUGUUUUUACUAUGAGGCAAAUUGAGGAAUUUAAAAAAAUUUAUGCAUUUAAACCUGUACAAGCAUCUAUUAAAAAAAAAAGUAAGUUUUUAGUAAAAUUGGAAAAACAAGAUGAUGAAGCAUAUUUAAAAAAAUUAAAAGAAAAACAAUAUUGUCAAAAGAAUUGUGUUAUUCAAAUUAACACACAAGAUGCUCUUAACAGAUAUCGAGAAAUCAAGGCAAUAUCUCAAGCAGAAAGUAAUUUUUGUUUUUUAGGGAUGAUAGAUGCUAGUGCAAGAUUUGGAAUGUUAAAUAAUAAAUCAAAGUCUGCUUUAAGAAGCUUACCCAGUUUUUUACAUCCUGGUACACCAAAUUUACUCGAUUUAGAAAAUUAUAUUUCAUGGGAUUUUGCUAAAUGUGUUCAAAUUCCCUAUUUCUUACAACAAGAAGGAACAAUAUACUUUAAAUCGCCUUAUAAAAUACAGGUAUUUGGUGUAUGUGAGAAAGGAACUCCAUGA
Messenger RNA from Cetraspora pellucida, 582 nucleotides. The record is from the annotation of a GenBank genome assembly. Lineage: Eukaryota; Fungi; Glomeromycota; Glomeromycetes; Diversisporales; Gigasporaceae.